GUUGUUACUCUAACAACUAACAAUAACAAUCCUGAUGAAAUUUCUUUUGUAUUUUUGAUCUCAAACAGUCAGUUAAUCUCAGAUCUGUAAACUCGCCGUUGAUUCCCGUCGCCGAUUACCGAUCUCCGAUCGCCGGUAGCAAUCAUCUCAAACUUCUCCGCUCUCUUAAUCGUAUAUACAUCAUCUUCUGUAGGAUCGAUCAUACAGUACUCAACAUGCAUAGCCGGCCAUCAAGUAACCGUCUCACUGGUCCUUUUUUCCGAUCUCAAAUUUCAUUGCUCGUUUUCUCUAUGUUUGCCGCCAUGGCUUCUUUAUACGUCGCUGGCAGGUUAUGGUUUGAUUCGCAGAACAGGGUUUAUAUGAUUAAAGAACUCGAUAGGCGAACUGGUCAGGGGAAAUCUGCCAUAUCAAUCGAUGAUACUCUAAAAAUUAUAGCAUGCAGAGAACAACUGAAAAAGCUGACAGCACUUCAGGGGGAUCUGAGUAAAGCAGGACAGGAAGGUUUUGUUUCUAAACAGUUAUCAGAAAACAGUGGGACUCAAGACAAGAAAAGACCUCUCGCCCUUAUAGGAGUUAUUUCUAGUUUUGGUCGCCAGAAGAACAGAGAUGCAAUUCGCAAGGCUUGGAUGCAUUCUGGUGCAGCAUUAAAGAAUCAGGAUGAAAAAGGAAUCAUUGUACGAUUCGUUAUAGGAAGGAGUGUAAAUAAAGGCGACACUAAUGACAGCGACAUUGACAAUGAGAGCAGGCAGACAAACGACUUCAUGAUCCUUAAUGAUCACAUAGAGAAUCCACAGGAGGAACCAAAGAAGAUGAAACUGUUCUUUGCUCAAGCAGUGGAGCACUGGGAUGCUGAGUUCUUUGUUAAGGUUAACGAUGAUGUUUAUGUAAAUAUUGAUGCUCUAGGCGCUACACUUGCUGCACAUUUGGAUAAGCCUCGAGCUUACAUAGGUUGUAUGAAAUCGGGCGAAGUUUUUUCUGAGCCGACCGACAAGUGGUUUGAACCAGAAUGGUGGAAAUUUGGGGACAAAAAAACGUAACUGCUCCUUUUUCUGAUUUCUUAAGUUUUUUUCUUUUUUAUUCUCACAAAUUGAUACCAUCUUUUUUCUUUUCUCAGUUACUUUAGACAUGCUUCGGGUGAGAUGUAUGCUGUAACACGAGCUCUGGCCCAGUUUAUUUCAAUAAACAGAUUACAGUUGCGGACAUAUGCCCAUGAUGAUGUCAGCGUAGGAUCCUGGUUCAUCGGACUUGAUGUAAACCAUGUAGAUGAGUCAAAGUAUUGUUGCUCCUCAUGGUCCCCAGGUAC
Molecule: messenger RNA, 1303 nt
Organism: Impatiens glandulifera
Lineage: Eukaryota; Viridiplantae; Streptophyta; Magnoliopsida; Ericales; Balsaminaceae
Product: hydroxyproline O-galactosyltransferase HPGT1
Exons: 10
Coding region: 216-1037 (273 amino acids)
Cellular component (GO): Golgi membrane
Molecular function (GO): hexosyltransferase activity
Source: RefSeq, a predicted model, not a curated record